Molecule: messenger RNA, 1953 nt
Organism: Harpia harpyja (harpy eagle)
Lineage: Eukaryota; Metazoa; Chordata; Aves; Accipitriformes; Accipitridae
Gene: TAL1
Product: TAL bHLH transcription factor 1, erythroid differentiation factor
Exons: 5
Coding region: 441-1382 (313 amino acids)
Biological process (GO): regulation of transcription by RNA polymerase II
Molecular function (GO): protein dimerization activity; DNA-binding transcription factor activity, RNA polymerase II-specific; RNA polymerase II cis-regulatory region sequence-specific DNA binding
Source: RefSeq, a predicted model, not a curated record
CAUAUCCCUGCAAUAAUUUUCCGCUUUCCUUCGAUAAAAUUGCCAAAUAAUAAUGAAUCAUUUCAUAAAUAAUGGGUUUAGAAGCUUAUCAGGGCAGGCGGGCCACUGCUGGGGUUUUAUCUCUCUCGGCCACAUUGCAGUAGUGUUCCGCUCUCCAUACUAAAUAGGAAACUGGACGUGAUGUGGAAUUAGAGCCUACCCAGCUGAAGCCACCCAACACUUACUACAAAUAUAGCCGCGAUGCGUAGGCCACAAAAUGGCUCCACUCACUUUUCCCAAUGAAGAGCAAAUGGAUUUAGCAGUUUUAUCCCGAUGCGGGUGUCCUUCCUCUCUGUAAAGUCGUAAGUACCUUGAGGUGGGAGGAGUAAAUUCAGCCUGACACUGAGAGCGCUUUUGUUGAAACAGGAGAGACUUGCGGUGUCCCUACUUAAAUAUGACACAUGACGAUGGACAGGCCGCCCGCCCCGCCGCCCCCCAGUGACCCCCGCGAUGCCCGCCCCCCCCGGCGGCACGACUCGGAAGCGGAGACCACGAACGAGCCGGAGAGCAGCCGCGGGGGCAUGGAGGCGCCGGCGGACCCCCAGCUGCUGCUCAACGGGGCGUCCAAGGAGGCGGGCCGGCCCUCCCCCGGGCCCCCCGCCGCCCCCGUGCCCGUCAUCGAGCUGGUGCGCCGGGGGGGCUCCCUGGACAUAAAAAGCCGGGAGGCGGCGGGGGAGGCGAUGCAGAGAGCGCCGGGCGCCGAGCCGUGCCGCGCCGCCGAGGCCGCCUGCGAGGCCCGCAUGGUGCAGCUGAGCCCCCCCGCGCUCCCGCUGCAGCCCCCCGGCAGGGCCAUGCUCUACAACCUGGGCCAGCCGCUGGCCACCAUCAACAGCGGGUUUUUCGGCGAACCGGACUCCUUCUCUAUGUACGGCAGCAACCGGGUGAAGAGGAGACCCUCUCCCUACGAGAUGGAGAUCACCGACGGUCCUCAUACGAAAGUGGUUCGUCGCAUUUUUACCAAUAGCCGGGAGAGGUGGAGACAGCAGAACGUCAACGGAGCCUUUGCAGAGCUUCGCAAACUCAUCCCCACCCACCCGCCUGACAAAAAACUGAGCAAGAACGAGAUUUUGCGCCUGGCUAUGAAAUACAUCAACUUCCUGGCCAAGCUGCUCAACGACCAGGAGGAAGAAGGAAACCAAAGGGGCAAAGUGAACAAAGACUCUGGGAUAGUCCAGGAAGACCUCCUGCAGGACAUGUUGUCUCCUAACUCUAGCUGUGGAAGUUCUUUAGACGGAGCGGCAAGCCCGGACAGCUUCACAGAAGAGCACGAAACACUAGAUUCGAAGCACACGCGGAGCCUGCACCACGCCAUUCUCCCUGUAGAAGGCAACGCGCAGCGGUGAUGACCUUCCGCAUGGCUCCCGAAGCACCAAGGGGGGAGGCGAGACCCGAGCGUGCGGAUGCUGGAACUUGUGCCCGUGGGAUUUGUGACUCUGCCUUUCCCCAGGGGCUCGGGCUCCCCGUCCUCCCCAGCCCGGGACGGAGCGGCCGGCGCGUUGGCCGAGGACAAGACCAAACCAGAUGGACGUUCGGUAUUUAGGUACGUGAUCGUACAAAGAAGAAAAGCAUUGAAGUCAUCUUCAUUGUACAUACUGCUCAUGAUGUGACUCUGCGGAGGGGAAGGAGACGCGGCCAGCACCUCUCCAGCAUUUAGAGGGUUUUCAGACCGUUUGACGACCGUCGCUUUUUAAACAGUCGCCUGGUUGAGACGUGAAACUCCUCUGUCACUGCCGGUGGAGGCCACCGACACUUUCCAGCUCCACGUGGUGCUGGAGACUGCUGUGGCACAUACAACUGCUCUGAGCAGGAGCUGGGGCCACGUGUUCCUGUUGUCCGAGAGCUUUUGACUGUAUCUUUUUAAAGAGGUGAAAAAAUACCCUCAGCAAAAGAACUAUUAAAAGGAUUAAGACAUUU